Trichoderma harzianum CBS 226.95 is the source of this 1434-nucleotide messenger RNA. RefSeq lists its product as hypothetical. Gene Ontology annotation, cellular component: nucleus; pre-snoRNP complex. Bases 258 to 1088 code for a protein of 276 amino acids. Lineage: Eukaryota; Fungi; Ascomycota; Sordariomycetes; Hypocreales; Hypocreaceae. The record is from RefSeq and is a predicted model, not a curated record. The transcript has 3 exons. Gene Ontology annotation, biological process: box C/D snoRNP assembly; maturation of LSU-rRNA from tricistronic rRNA transcript (SSU-rRNA, 5.8S rRNA, LSU-rRNA); snoRNA localization.
GAGCCAGGAUCCCCUGUAGUCGUGCAAAGUACAGUACAGUAAUCAUCUGAAGUCUGUGCCGUGCGAGUGCUGUACUUUGAUACUUUCGAAGCCCAAUGAGAAAGGCUUGGCUUGCGAAAAAAGAACCUUGAAGCUUGAAAAAAAAGUUCGGGUUGGCGGGGCGCUAAAUUUCGACGUUCGCACUCUGCGCAAACGACGCGCUUGUCAAAAGAGAAAAAAAAAUUAACCCUGCUGCGACAACCUGUCAAUCCAAAGCAAUGGCGUCAGAGGCUCGCGGCGAGGCUGACAAGACCUCGACUUCUCCUGCUCCCUCGAACAAGGCUGCUGCUGCCGGCGGGAAUAGCUUCAACGACCAGCAGACGCACGUGUCUGACGCGAGAGCAGUCGCAAAUCAGCAUCACCAGGGCAAUAGUAGCGAGAUGGCAGCAUCCCAGGAACCGUCCACACAAAAGACAAACGCACUGCUGUGCGGCGUCUGCGAAAUUAAUCCUGGCAAAUACAAAUGCUCGCGAUGCCGUCUUCCUUACUGCUCUGUCCCAUGUAGCAAAGCCCACCAACAAAACCAUCCGCCAGACCCUCCGAAAGAAGAGCCCAAACCGACAAGCCUAGCCUCAAGCAAGCCGCAAACGGCGAGCGCAAACUUGCCUCCGCCUGGCCCCAUCGACCCAACAAACCCCUUCAGCGCCCUCGCAACUUCGGACAAGCUCCAGCUCCUCUUCAACAAGUAUCCCAACCUCCCAAACCAGCUCCUCGAGAUCCACGCCGCGACUCAGCCUCCGGUGGAAGCCCCAGAUGCUGCCACCAAGGCUAUACCUGCUUCCCUCAUGAAGGGCCUUCCGGCCAACAGCGGCAAGGGCACAUGGAAUCACGAUAUUGGCAUCAAGAACGGAAAGGCAGCUCUGCGAAGGGCGCGGAAAGCGAGUGGCGAAGACGGCGAGGCGAUCCGGGAGUACACUGAGCUGAUACUGCACAUCAUGAACGAGACGAGCGAGCAGAACAACGCCGCUGCGUUUGUGCAGCGACAGGUUGCUGAACAAGAUACGGCCCUCAUCGAGCGUCUACUUGCUGAAGAUAGGCGUCGCGGAUAAGCUACUGGAGAGGGAGAGCGAAAAUACGAAGAAAGAAAGAAAACUUGACGACUACAGGCCUGGACGGCCUCUAUGGCUUUUGGGGUAUAAUAAUGGUUCACGAUAAGACUUUGCCGCAGCAUAUACUGGCUCGCUUCCCCUACCUCCUUUCUCACGAUGGCUCAUCAUCCCUCCUAAAAAUCGAUGUAUAAAUUCCCCCCUUUCCCUAUAUUAUGCAUUACAUCAUCCUCAUCGUUAAGUCAUCCCAUCAGAUCAUCCAAGAGCCCUCCUGUCUUCGUCGUGGGAGACUUUGGUGUCUCGGUGAGGGGCUCGGUGUCUUUCUCCUCGGUUGGCGAAGAGAGCUUGU